This is a messenger RNA of Hemicordylus capensis (graceful crag lizard), 5303 nucleotides long. Its product is annotated as interleukin-9 receptor-like. Bases 2609 to 4039 code for a protein of 476 amino acids. Gene Ontology annotation, cellular component: external side of plasma membrane; membrane. The record is from RefSeq and is a predicted model, not a curated record. The transcript has 8 exons. Gene Ontology annotation, biological process: immunoglobulin mediated immune response; cytokine-mediated signaling pathway. Gene Ontology annotation, molecular function: cytokine receptor activity; protein binding. Lineage: Eukaryota; Metazoa; Chordata; Lepidosauria; Squamata; Cordylidae.
UGCUGCCACUGGAGGGGGGGGCUGGAGCUAGAGGCCCAGGAGUCCUUGGCACUCCCUUAGCUACUGCUGGUCUCCCCCUUCCUCUCGGAGGGCUGCCCCCCCCCGAAGUGCCACAGUGUUAUCUGGUGGCCCACAACUGCACAGGCUGCUGCUGUGGCUGUAGCUGCCACCACGGAGCCUCCAGGAGGCAGCAACACACCGCCGGGAAUGAAAGCCAGCCCUGCUGCUGCUGCUGCUGCCGCCACCGCCCUGGACUGCCUGCGUGUCCCUCCCCGGGGCUGCUCACCCUCCUCCUGGCUGUAUCCUCUCCCCUGCUGCCGAGAGGCCCACAGGUAGGUCCCCCUCUUCCCCCUUCCUGAGUGGAUGUGGGCCCAUGACCCACUCCUGCUGGGCAGGCUGUUUCCAGCCUCCCAAGGGAGACCUGUCUUGCCUGGUGAGGAAAGAGGCCCCCCCUCAAGUGAGGGCCACUGGGGCAAAAAAGCUCCCACCACCACUGGCCCCCGGGGCUUCACAGGGAAGGAGACUGGGGGAGUCUGUGGGGCAGCCACAUUCAGAGGACUCUGUACAAUUAUGGUCCCCAUCGCUCAAAAAGGAUAUUGUCGAACGGCACCCAAGAUGACCAGGCAUCUAGACCUUCCUUACAAUGUAAGGCUACAACAUUUGAGGCUUUUUAGUUAAGGAAAAAGGUGACUAAGGGGAGACAUGAUGGAGGUCUAUAUAAUUAAGCCCUCUCUUUCUCACCACUAGAACACAGGUCCCAGGGUAGGAACCUAGGAAGCUGCCAGAUACUGAGUCAGACCCUUGGUCCAUCUAGCUCAGGAUUGUCUUCACAGACUGGCAGCGGAUUCUCCCAGGUUGCAGGCAGGAAUCUCUCUCUCAGCCCUGUCUUGGAGAUGCUGCUGCCAGGGAGGGGACUUGGACCCUUCAAAUGCUCUUCCCAGAGCGGCUCCAUCCCCUGAGGGGAGGAUCUUGCAGUGCUCACACAUCAAGUCUCCCAUUCAUAUGCAACCCAAGGUGGACCCUACUUAGCUAAGGGGACCAGUCACGCUUGCUGCCACCAGACCAGCUCUCAGCUUGUCUCUCCACCUUUGUUCAUCUGGGGGGUGCAGAGGCACUCCUAUCGGCCUGAGAAUCUUAAAGGCAGUCUCUGCUGCUUAUCAAAACCAGCGACAAAGUCAGGCCUGAUAAGUGAGCUGAGCAUGAUCCGAAGAGGCCUCCUCCCCUCUGCCUGGUGAAGAAUCUGCACUUUUUAAGCAGCGCAAGCUUCAUGUGAACAGCUGCCCCAGAGCAACCCGGCAAGGAGGCUUCACCUGGCCCUCGAGCCCUGUGGCUGCACCUCCUUCACUGGGUAGGUACUGCUGCUUUCCUGCACUCAUGGGAGGGACCCCCCCCCCAGCGUGGGCUGCUUUGGGUAGAGGGGUGAGGCAGGAAACCAUCACAACCCUCCUCUUCAUCGACACCCAGAAGUGGGGGUGGGGGGAGUUUGGCUUAUAUAUACAGGGGAGGCCGCCGUAUACGGAGUCAGACCCUUGGUCCAUCUAGCUCAGUCUUGUCUACACUGACUGGCAGCAGCUCUCCAGUGGGGUUGCAGGCAGGCGUCUCUCGAAGCCCUACCUGGAGAUGCCGCUGCCGCCGCCAGAGAUUGAAGCGGGGACCAUCUGCAGGCCAGGCGCCGGUGCUCUGCCUUAGCACUGAGCUGCAGAGCUUUGGAAGAAGAAGCAUGUGCUGCAAAUGGCAUCUUCCAAUGGGAAUUGCUAAUCAACUAUAAGCCAAGCAGGAUGUAGCUCCCUCCUGCUUGGAUGCAGAGAAAGAUGGGUUGGUUCAGACGGGGGACUGUGGUGGACUCGGGUCAUGGGGGCCAGUCCAUGGGGCCCCUGUGCUGUCACUGAUGAGAGGCAGCAGCACCAUCUGCCCCAGUGCCCAUCACCACCACACUGUGCGUGGCCGUGGUGUUUCCCCCCAAGUGUCCUGCUGGACCUGCUAGCUGGACAUGGCCGUGGGCCCGAGGCUGUGGUGCUUCCUGGCCCGUUGGCCUUUGUCUUCUCACCUCCGUGAUGGCCCUGGAUGAAUCCUCCGCGGUUGCUUCUCGGUGAUGCGCUGCCCUGCGCUCUCCCUGCUCUGCUGCUGCUGAGCAGUCCCCAGGUGCUCAGGCAGGGGACUCGCGUGGCAGAGUUUCCCCCUCUUUUGUGGGGUGGCGGCAGUGUUCUGAGCCCCAUCUCGAAAACUGAGUUCCAAGUCUGCUUUCUUCAUGGGGGUGGGGAGGAGGUCCCGACACGGUCCCUGAAUCUGCCCAGGUCUCAGCCAGAGGAGAUCUGAGACUCUCUGCACCCCGGGGGGGGGGGGGUCAGUGGGAAGCAGCCACACAGCAGGGGGCUGGGGGGCAUCUGAACUCUGGGGCUCCAGGGCCUUGGCGUGCCAUGCACUGAACCACCCUGGCCCCACAUCAUGGUGGAGGAUGGGCCGUGGGAUUCAUCUUCCCCCCCCCACCAGGAAGUGCUUCUGACCUCCGUGGAGGGUGGCACCCAGGGGUGGGAGAGGAGCUGGCCAAGCAGGGGGAGGGGGCCCUCCGCCCCACCUUGUGGCUCUCUUUAUUUCAGGUGUGUGGGCCAUGGAGCAGAGCCGUGGGGCAGCCUGGCUGCUGCUGCUGCUGCUGCUGCUGCUGCUGCAGACACUCCUCCUGCCUUCCUCCCUGGCGGCGGAAAGGCAGCAAGCAGGGUCUCCUGGCACAGCGCGAUGCCGGAACAGUUACGGUUCCCAGAAGCGCCGAGUGGACUGUGUGUGGCACCCUAACCAGGCCCUGGGAGACGGACCCUUCUACCUCAAUUUCUCCGACCUCCUCUCCACUGAAAGCAGCAGCCUCCUCUGCAAGCUCUCGGCCUCCUCGGAGAUGCCCCCUGUGUCCAGCUGCUCCGUGACUGGGGAGGGGGAGUUCAUGGAGAAUGACCAAUACCACGUCUCCCUGCAUGAUGCCUCCUUGGGGACAGAACCCCUGUACACCAUCUUCUCCGACUAUGAGCCCAUGAAGCAUAUUCAGAGCGACCCUCCCUUUGCCCUGGAGAGCAGCAUGAGUGCCAGCAAGUGCCGGAUUCAGUGGAAGAGGCCUGAGGCCUACGAUGUUCUCCUGGAGACCGUCCUGCAAUGGGAGCUGGCAUUCAAGGCCGCCGAUGCGCCCUGGGAGCAAGCCCAGAGCAAGAUCUUGGACCACUCAGAGACGUGGGUGGAGCUAGAAGGGGCCGAGUUCAAGUCCAGAGUGAGCUACGUGGCCAGAAUUCGCUGCAAGAUAUCCGAUUCGGAGCGUCACUACAGAAGCGAGUGGAGCCCGUGGAGCCCAACCACCACCUGGACGGCUCCCCCGCCCGGGGAUCUGUGGCCGCUGCUGGGGGCUGUGCUGACCUCGCUGCCUCUCUGCCUGGGGGGAGCCCUUUUGCUUCUGCUCCUGGGACUCCGGUACUGCGCAAGGACCCAGGGCUGCUGCUGCUGCGGGAAGACCCCCACUCCUGCCACAUUCUUCCAGCCCCUUUAUGCUGCACACCGUGGGGACUUCAAGCACUGGAUUGGUCUCGAGGGGGCCCCUGGACUGCAAAGGGGCAGCAACGCCAGCUCCAGCUUGGGCAAUGGUGGGAGCCCCCCCGAGGAGCCCGUUUCCCAGCUCUCCUUCUUCAAGCAGCAGGCCCAAGGGGGGGUCCCACGCCCCCAGCCUGGUGCUCCCCACUGGUGGCAUGAGGGUGGUCUGAGCCAGGGAGUGGCCCUCGAGCAGGAGCCGCGAAUGCCGCACCGCUGCUCCCAGCAUGAAGCCGGGGGGGCCUUGCUUGCCUCUCGCAGGAGAAGGUCUCUCCCCGCGCUGGGAGAGCUUUCUCCUCCGGAUGCUCCUCCUGCUCCUGCUCCUGCUCCUGCUGCUCCUUGGCCAGGCUGGGCCUUCCUGGUCCCAGAACAGGAGCCCUGCGGAACCAGCAGCUUCCCUUUCCCCAGCAGCGACUAUUGCACCUUCUUGGGACUCAGCAGCAGCAGCCACGGAGCUGCCACCACCACCUGUCCCUGAACGGGGGGGGGGGGGGGAAGCAGGGCUGCAAGCAGCUCAGCCCCCCCCACCCCCACCCCCACCCCCACCCCCAAGGGCAGCAGCACCUUCUGGCCCUCCCCCCGCCCAUCCACAUGCCUCAGGGUGACCCCAGCCCAAAGAGCGCCAGGGCAGUGGUGGCAUUACGGACAGAGAGACAGAGGGGGCCGCUGGGCACUUCCUGCCUGCCUGGCUGCCUGCCCGCCCGCCCAGGGCUGUGACUGCUCUGGGGUGGCUGAGAAGGACUCUCCCCCCUGCCUUGGGAAGGGGACCCCCGAGAACCACCAAGGAAGGGGGGAGAGAGGGACUGAGCUGGGCCUGGUCCCCUGGCCGGCACGCUGCCCUGGCUGGCUUCUCUCCCCUCCAGCCAAGAAAGGAGGCGACCUGGGCUGGGAGCUCUUGUCCUCUGCUCCUCAAGAGGCCAGCCUGAGAGAACAACCCUUAUGUGACAUGUUGGCUGGUUUCUCCAUAUGGCAUACUGCUGUGCGUGCCCUUGUCGAGGCAGAGGAGCCGUGUGGAAGCCAGAAAUGAGACAAGUUGCCCAAUGAAGCCACUUCUCCACGGCAGACCCUGGAGACUCUGCUCCCUGCCGUUCCAGCCUUGCCCCUCUCCCCACCCUCCUGCUUCCCAGGACCUUUCCUCCACCCCCACCCCGGCACUCAGUCCUGGCUGCCCUUGCCCCCCCCCGCCCCAUCAUCCCUCUGGCUCCCUGGAGAGCCCUUCUCCUCCAGCCUUUGGCCCGGCCCUCCCUUGUCCGGCAUGCACCCCGUCCGUCCCUGGGUCCACCACAGAGCAGCCCUUGCCGCCCUUCCUCUGGCCUCCCCCGCUUCUGCCCAUUUUCUGGGCCUCUCUGACUUGUAUUUGACCAACAAGGCUUGGUCAGCUUCCUUGCUGGACAGCAGAGUGGCCGCUGAAUCAGCCCUCAGAAAGCUGUAGGGAUCUCCUGCCUGCUCGUCAGGGGGCGGAGGCGGAGGGCAAAGUGCUUGCUCUCCUCCUUGGAAAAGGGGCUUGGUGUUUGUGUGGAUCUGCCCACCUCCCACCACACACCAGGCCGGAGGAGCGCCGUCUUGGUUCACCAGAGGAGCUGUGCACCUUCCUCCUCCAGAACUGGCAGCUGCAUGGAAAAGCUGCCGCUGCUGCUGGGGACGCACUGCAAGCUGGUCCAGGUCACGUGGUGAGGCUCACACACAGCACCACCGCAGGAUCUGGCCAGGCCCGCCUCCCUCCCAGACCUUCCUCUGCAGUU